Messenger RNA from Aphanomyces astaci, 1560 nucleotides. RefSeq lists its product as hypothetical. Gene Ontology annotation, molecular function: monoatomic cation transmembrane transporter activity. Bases 29 to 1540 code for a protein of 503 amino acids. Gene Ontology annotation, cellular component: membrane. The record is from RefSeq and is a predicted model, not a curated record. NCBI's taxonomy places the organism in Eukaryota, Oomycota, Saprolegniomycetes, Saprolegniales, Verrucalvaceae. The transcript has 10 exons. Gene Ontology annotation, biological process: monoatomic cation transport; transmembrane transport.
GUCCACACCCCUGAAACACACAUCGAUCAUGCUACGACCCUCACGCAGCACACUUCGGAGGCUCCAUCUUCUGCUGCAUCGUCCGAGCACGACGAUACCCAUCGUCGUGGACACGACAUGCGGCCGCCUUCGUGGGCACAGUACGUCCUCGAAAGAGAAAUCCAACGACAGCAGGACAGAUCCGAAUUCGCUGCAAAGCGACCAAGCGAUGAAAAUCACGCGCGUCGGCAUGUACGUGAACCUGGCCAUGGCGGCAUGCAAGGGGACUGUUGGAUGCGCAGUCAAUUCGUCCGCCCUUGUCGCCGACGCGGCCCAUUCCCUCUCCGACCUCCUUUCGGAUAUCGUGACCUUGUGGGCCGUCCGCAUCUCGCGGUUGCCACCCGACGACGAGCACCCGUAUGGCUACGGGAAAUUCGAAGCCGUGGGGUCUCUAACGGUGGGAGCCAUCCUCACUGCGGCUGGCGUCGGCAUGGGAUACGAUGCGUUCCACAUCCUCCAGACCGGUUUCUUCGAUGCGGCCACCGCCACCACCGUCGCCGUGCCGUCGUUUCUCGACCUCUCGUUCCUCACAUCACUUGAUCGAACGACCCAAUGGGGCAUUGCCGCCGGUGCCGCCAUCGUGUCCAUCGGGGCCAAGGAAGCGCUGUACCAUGCCACCGUGCGUAUCGGCAACCAGACCAACAGCAAGGUGUUGAUAGCCAAUGCGUGGCACCACCGCACAGACGCCAUCUCGUCAGUGGUGGCCCUCGGCGGCAUCGUGGGCAGCAUGGCGAACAUCCCGCUGUUUGAUCCGAUCGCGGGAGCGGUAGUGUCGUGCAUGAUUGCCAAGACAGGUGUCGACAUUUGCUUGGACAGUGUACGCGAGUUGACGGACAAAAGCGUGGAAGACGAAGUGCUCGACCUGCUGCGUCAUUCCUCGAGCAGUGUCGAAGAUGUCGUGUCGGUCAGCAACGUCCGCGCGCGACGCAUGGGGCCGUACACGUUGGUCGACCUCCGCGUGAAUGUCCAUGGACGCACGAGUGUGUCGGCAGCUCAACAAUUGGCGGCGCGGGUCAAAGCCGAAGUGUUGCGACGGGUGCCCGACGUGUCCGAAGUGCUCGUGCACAUUGACGUGGCCAACGAACACGACCACGACGACGGCAGCAGCAGCAACUCGGCCGAGCAAAUGCGGCCGUUUCGUGAAAUCAAGCACGAUGUUCUGCAUGCGAUCAAGGCGAUUCCAGAGAUUUUGAGUGUGACCCAUGUCAAUGUUCAUUGGGUGGUCCAUCGCGACCGGCCAUCGGAACUCGGCACGGCGUACGGCACCGACUUGGACGUGACGAUCGUGGUGCAUCCAGACAUGGCGGUGCGCGACGUCCACAACAUUGCGCGGCGCGCGAGGCGGGAAAUCGAGCGGCUGUCGUAUGUGGUGACGGCCGACAUCCAUUUGGAGCUGUACGACGAAGAGACGAUGGUAUUGGAUGAACGACCACCCGACCGUGCGAGCAGUCCUACGUGGCCCAGCCAAGUAGACCAUGUGACGCGAGAUGCAAACCCAUAAUACGACUGGUGAUGGUUGAA